Polyodon spathula (Mississippi paddlefish) is the source of this 5761-nucleotide messenger RNA. RefSeq names its product SPRY domain containing 3 (gene spryd3). Gene Ontology annotation, molecular function: protein binding. Bases 229 to 1518 code for a protein of 429 amino acids. The record is from RefSeq and is a predicted model, not a curated record. The transcript is spliced from 11 exons. NCBI's taxonomy places the organism in Eukaryota, Metazoa, Chordata, Actinopteri, Acipenseriformes, Polyodontidae.
GCAGGCUUUAUUAUAAUGUUCUAUCUUCAAAAUAUAUAUGAUAUAAAAUAAUAUAUUACAGAAAAUGAAACACACACACAGUUUCUUUCUUCAGCCGAGGUUGGGUGACGUCACUGAGGAGGUAACGUCACCAGGAAGCGCCGAGGCUGCCAGAGCUGUUUUUAAUGGAGAAUGAAACUUGUGUAGAGGAGCGACCAAAACAAAACUCAGGGCUGAAGACUAAGCAGAAUGGACGACAUUAACUUACACUACAGAUUCCUGAACUGGCGAAGGAGAAUACGAGAGAUCAGGGAGGUGCGAGCGGUCCGUUAUCAGGAACGGUACAAACGCAUACUGGUGGAUGGAGACACGCUGAGCUAUCAGGGGAACUCGGAUGAAGUUGGCUGUUAUGUGGCACCCCGUUCCUUGUCGAAGGGAAACUGCUACUUUGAGGUGACAAUAGUGGACACAGGGGUGAGAGGGACCAUUGCAGUGGGCCUGGUGCCACAGCACUAUAAGCUAGACCAUCAGCCAGGCUGGCUUCCACACUCAAUAGCAUACCACGCGGACGAUGGGAAGCUGUACAAUGGGAGCACCGUGGGUAAGCAGUUCGGUCUCAAGUGCAUCACAGGGGACCGGAUAGGGUGCGGGAUUUACCUGGAGUCGUUCGAGACCGGACUCACCACAGUCUUCUUCACCAAGAACGGGAAAGAGGUUGGCUCCGUGGUGUUCCCCCAAUCCCCCGAUGGUCUGUUCCCCGCGGUCGGGAUGCACUCGCUGGGGGAGGAGGUGCGGCUGGACCUGCACGCGGAGUGGGGGACGGACGAGGACGACAGCGCCAUGAUGGUGGACAGCCACGAGGACGAGUGGGGACGGCUGCACGACGUCAAGGUGUCCGGCACGCUACUGGAAUACGUGGGCAAAGGGAAGAGCAUCCUGGACGUGGGACUGGCACUAGCGCGCCAUCCUCUCAGCACUAGGUGCCACUACUUCGAGGUGGAGAUCAUGGAUGCAGGAGAGAAGUGCUACAUUGCACUGGGACUGGCGAGGAGGGAUUACCCAAAAAACCGACACCCAGGCUGGAGCAGAGGAUCAGUAGCCUACCACGCGGACGAUGGGAAGAUCUUCCACGGCAGUGGGGUGGGGGACCCCUUUGGGCCCCGCUGCUUUGAAGGGGACGUCAUGGGCUGCGGGAUCAUGUUCCCCCGGGACUACAUCCUGGACAGCGAAGAAGACAGUGACGACUGCCUGAACUCCAUGGAGGUGAAGCCGAAGCAGAGGCGAGUGCAGAACGUGCUGUACCUGAACGACGCAGGCGUGGAGGAGCAGGAGGAGGAGGAGGGGGAAGAGGAAGAGGAGGAGGGAGAAGAGAUGGAGCAGGAGCACCACGGCAAGAAAGUCAUGGUGUUUUUCACACGGAAUGGGAAGAUCAUUGGGAAGAGGGAGGCUGUGGUCCCGGCCGGAGGGUUUUACCCCACCAUCGGGAUGAUGAGCAGCGGGGAGAAGGUUGGAGUGGACCUGCAUCCCCUGAGUGGCUGAGCUCGGAUCGGACUCCGUCACUCCCCUCUACGGCAGGCUCAGACUCUCACUCACUCCCCUCUGCAGUAACCCAGCCAGGCUCAGACUCUCACUCACUCCCCUCUGCAGUAACCCAGCCAGGCUCGGACUCUCACUCACUCCCCUCUGCAGUAACCCAGCCAGGCUCAGACUCUCACUCACUCCCCUCUGCAGUAACCCAGCCAGGCUCAGACUCUCACUCGCUCCCCUCUGCAGUAACCCAGCCAGGCUCAGACUCUCACUCGCUCCCCUCUGCAGUAACCCAGCCAGGCUCGGACUCUCACUCACUCCCCUCUGCAGUAACCCAGCCAGGCUCAGACUCUCACUCGCUCCCCUCUACAGCAACCCAGCCAGGCUCCAUGAUAGAAAUGUAGUCAGUAUUUCAGACUGGCUUCAAAGACCCCACUUAGCUCUAACCUAAUGCUACCAUUGGGUUGUCCAGGAUUUUUGCUAACCAGGAAAGCAGUCAUUUCAAUAUGUCAUUCAGACAGACAGACAGCACGAGGCUCCUGGCCAGUCGCUUAGACAGACAUCGCUGGUCCCCUCCACUACCAAUGAGCAAGGCUGUGGCAACACUGGUGCCCUAGCGGCUGACACGUUGUGGACGUUGCUGUCCUUUCACUGGACGCCUCCACAACAGGACUGGGCAGACAUAACAGCGGUGGCCAGCGCAGCUGAGAGAUUGACACUUUCCCCAGGACGAGCCUGGCCAAGCUCUGACCAGUGAACGUGUAAAAGCAACAGGGAUAACCAGCUAAUCGGCUACCCACAUUUUUCACACUCGGCGGCCGGGCGAGGUCUGAACACCUCAGCGCUUGAGCGGAACGACACGCACGAGACUGGGGAAGAGCGACGGAGUCACGCUGCUGUCUGCAAAACCUGUAACUGCGUCUGAGACGAGGCUGGAAAACCGCUGGCGGUCCGCAGAGUAAUCCGUGACAACACCGAGGCGUCGACACCCUCCUCUGUCUCCCUCUCCCCCUCUGCGUUCGUGUCACUGGAUGAAGGACAGGGUUUCAGUUUUAUAGUUCAGUACUGCUAGGUAGGUUUGGUGGAGGGACCUAGAAUGUGGGAUUUAACUCUGUGAAGGGUUUCCAAGCACAAGCAGUCAAGCCUUGUGAAAAACAGACAUGCAGGGUUCACAAAUAGCCAGCAGUGUGCUGCACAGCUGUACAGUUACAAAUUCCAGUGCGUUCUAGGCUUCGGCAUUUCAAGCAAUGCUCCCAUGUGUGAGUGAGUGUAGGGAUUCAAUUCAAACUGCCGACACAAGGAACGAGCCCUAUCAAAAAGCUGAACCCAAAUUCACAUAGACAGUCACAGCGGAGAAUGUAUAAAUGAAUGAGUUCUGGGGUGACUGUGUCCUUUUCCCAAUGGCUCCCUAUAGCUGGAGACCAAUCAAUAUUUAAAAUCUGACUCUCCAUACAUAUAUAUAUAUAAUAAUAUAUAUAUAUAUAUAUAUAUAUAUAUAUAUAUAAAAUCAAUAAUUAUUUUUUUAACCUUGAAAAUAUAUUUUACAAAUAGUCUAAUAAAAUAUACCUACAAAUAUAUAAUAGAGUUAUAUGCAUAUAAAUAUAUAAUGUUAUACUGUAGGAGGGUGGAAAUAGUCUCUUGGCUACUUUGCACUGCUGCAGGUGAAAAAAAAACUAUGGGAAGCUUCAGCUUGCAUUACCACCAUGGGCCCCAGAGGGCGCUGUAAUGCAACGACCAGCAAUGCAUUAACCCAGUGGGGCACAACUCUGCCUCGGAUUCCAUUCCGAUCCAGGUGUUUAUUACAGGCAGGACCUAAAUCAGCUACCUGAAGAGUCAGUUAACUAAUGAAGGACCUGCUUGGGACGGAAACCCUGACCAUAGUUGUGCACGGCUGCAUUGACGGAUUUAAUACGGGCGCCACCCUUUUACAAGCGAAACAAAAAGGGUCUUUCGAUGCAGAAUGGUUUGUGUUUCACAGCGGUUGUGCGAAGAGGCUUUACAGAAACCCUCCUGUAUAUUUAAAAAAAAAAAAAAUAAUCGCUACUCAUUAGAAAUCCAUAACUUCCAGUCCGCACAGAUUAGGGCUGUAAAGACAGUAGAUUUAAACGUUUUACAUGACCUGCACAUUUUCUAUGAAAAAGGGUCGUUUUUAGUUCAGCUUUUGAAUUUCAUUUAAAAUUGUACAAAUGUUCAGUUCCAGCGUUUUGCGCAAAGCAAAAAAACAACGCAGGAUCCUCGUAAAAAACGAAACAUCUUCGGUUAAACGUCGAGUAAAAACACUGCGCUGUUUGUCUGAUUUUUAUUUCAGUCUUUAAAUGUUUUCAACCUUCCAGUCCACAUACAGUAGAUGUUUACAAAGAGGAGACGGAUUCAGCCUUGCUUUCCACACUGCAGCACUUUCCAUCCGUCGUGCCUGGCUGUGCAAACUUUACCUUCUGAUUGAGAGAGUGAAGGGGAGGGUUUUGUAAGGAUGGCCAGGCAUGCAAAUCUCUACAAAUGCCUGUAUAGAUUCCUACCUGUGUGUGUGUGUGUGUGUUAAAGGUAGGAGUCUCAGGCUGGUGAUGCUACAACUGUUAGAAAUGUAAUUAAUGAUGACGCUGUGGCUGCUAAAACGCAUCUGAGAUGUUUUGGGAGGACGGUGGGGCAGUACUGUAAUCAGUUCAACACUUGAAACCCAGCUAAAGUCUGGCAAACUUCCAUCCCCUGCUCUCCUCCUCUCCUCCACGUGGCUGUGCACGGUUCCAAACGGUUUACACAGCAGGAGCUUAAAUAUAUUUUUUGUUCUGUUCCAUCUACAGUAUUGCAAGAUUUGUGUCUGGUUUUAAAGACACCCUCCCCCCCUCCCCACUUCAAACCAGCUCUGCCCUUUUUAAUAGGCAAGUCCAAGAUUACUGCUAAGGCAAGAAGUAAGAGAGAUGCCAGCAUUAUGAAGCUAAAUAAUUUUCUUCUGAAUGCCAGUUUUCAUUAGGCUUGUUCAUGUUGGAGUGUUCGUCCAGUCCAGGUUCUCUUAUGGCCAUCAGAAGCCACGUUGGAACCUCUCCGGUCUCCUGGGUCCCAGGCUGAGGUAGUGUAGAAAUAUCUGUAAGAAGUAGACUUGUCCUGUUUUAAUGAAUAAAGGAGUUUUCUUUUUUAAAAUUGUAGAAUUUAAAAAUAAUUCAGGACUGAAAGGGUUCUUAAACAGUGAUUUGAAUAUCCUUUUGUUUUGAAUGAGCUGGACAGCAUGUAAUUUGCACCAUGUUACAUUAAGAAAAAAAUAAUCAUCUCUGUUGUUAAAGAAAGGAUAGAUGAACGCUCACCUCUACAGGGGAAUGUGUGUUCUGGAUUUCAGACCUCAAUGCAUCACUUUCCUUUGCAGGAUAAUUUUUUGAUAUUGAUAUAUGAUAUGUUGCAGUGGAGGCUUGUUCCCAUUCAAGUAUGAAAUGUAACCAUUACCGUAUCUCAUAAAGACCCCUAAACCUGAACUAUACCAAAGCUGCUUGCAGAGCCUGUGAUGCAGUCAUGGCCCGCCCCCCGAGGACAUAAAACUGCGACGCUCGCAGAUCCAGCAUCAUUUUUCCUUCAAACCUGCUGCAAAGUCAGGUUACAGGUUCCAUUUCUAUUCCAGGGAACCAGGGUUAUGAUGAUAACCUAACAUUUUCGCAAUAUGCCCGUGUCUUAGUCCUGGGUUUUUCUUAUUGACCCCAAGCAACAGAUAUUCGGUCCUGUCCAGCCCUCAUUAUGAAAGAAUCUGUAUGUUUGCACACUUCUGGAAAUCAGUGGCUAAAGUUUAACAUGCAGGUUGAAAAUAUUUUACUCCUGCUUCGUUUUUCAGGGUUUUGUUUUGAGCUUUACAUUUACACCAAGAAAAAACAAUGAUUUGAAAUAAUUUGCUUUAUGAUCUGACAGCCACACCCCACUACACAAAGUAGUCCUGACGGGUAACAGGAGCUGAGAUAAGAACAGAAGAGGUUAAUAGAUCUGUGGGUUUAUUAUUCAUAAAUGUUUGUUUAGAGAAUAACCUAAAUAUACAACUUUGGCCAAAACUUGGUCCCAUCCAAAAGCUUUCUUUUAAAUAAAUCAAAAAAAGGCAGAGAGCAAAGUUGAUCAAAUGAAUCUGCGUCUGCCGGCCGGAAUCAUCUGCAUCAGCUUCUGGAACCCAAAAACACCCAAACUCUCUGGUAUUUAUGAAAUUGCAACAGGCACUGUCCUAUAUAAAAAUGUAUGUACAUAAGAGAUGUUUAUACAUGUUAAUAAAAGAUGGCUAUUUACACAUUAA